Molecule: messenger RNA, 1899 nt
Organism: Phialemonium atrogriseum
Lineage: Eukaryota; Fungi; Ascomycota; Sordariomycetes; Cephalothecales; Cephalothecaceae
Product: acyl-CoA dehydrogenase/oxidase C-terminal
Exons: 4
Coding region: 1-1899 (632 amino acids)
Molecular function (GO): acyl-CoA dehydrogenase activity
Source: RefSeq, a predicted model, not a curated record
AUGGAGGCUUCAAGCUCGAACAAGGGGUUCUUCCAGGACCAGCCUAUCCUGAAGAACCAGCUAUAUGACGACGUUAGCAUCCAGCGAAUCGUCAAAUUGUUCCUCCCACCCUCCGUCUUCAAGACCGUCGAACCAGAUCUCUCGAAACUGGGUGACGAUGUCCUGUCAGACAACAUUUUCAACUACGUAACCGAUGCCGAAAAGAACUUGCCCUAUCUACGCGGGAACGGCCGGGAUGCAUUUGGCAAGCCGAAGAGCGAGCUUGUCGUCACUGAAGGCUGGAGGAAACUCCAAGACUUUGGUAUCGAAAAGGGUGUUAUUGCUUUUAACUACGACAGCGACUAUGCACAAUACACAAGGACCAUUCAGUGCCUCAGGCUGCACAUCUGGGAAGCCUCCUGCGCAAACACCCUCUGUCCAGCAGCGAUGCAGGACGGCGCCGCGCGCCUCCUCCAGCUUCACCUCGCCAAGAACGACCUUGAACCGACCCAGAGGCGGGUCAUGCAGGACGCCUUCGACCGGCUAACCUCGCGGGACCCCAGCCGGGCCUGGACAAGCGGCCAGUGGAUGACAGAGCGCUCGGGCGGCAGCGACGUCUCGCAGACCGAGACGGUGGCCACGUACGCACCGUUCCCCGACGGCCAGGCGGCGCCGCUCGCGGACGUCGAGGGCGGGAUCCCGCUCGGCCCGUGGUCCAUCGACGGCUUCAAGUGGUUCUCCAGCGCGACCGACUCGUCCAUGACGAUCCUACUCGCCAAGACGCGGCCGGGCAAGGGCCUCAGCGCCUUCUUCGCGCCCACGCGGCGGCACAACCCGUCGCUCGUCUCCGCCACGGGGAGGAGGGGCGGGACGGAGCUCAACGGCAUCAACAUCCAGCGGCUGAAAAGCAAGCUCGGCACGCAGUCGCUACCGACGGCCGAGUUGGAGCUACAGGGGAUGCGAGGCUGGAUGAUCGGCGAGGAGGGCAGGGGGAUCCACGAGAUCAGCACGAUGCUCACCAUCACGCGAGUGCACUCGGCCAUCUCGUCGCUGGGAUACCUCGGCCGGGGGCUCGCCAUCGCCAAAUCCUACGCCCUCGUCCGCGAGGUCGGCGCCGGCAAGGGUCGGCGCAUCCCGCUGUGGAAGAACGCGCUCCACAUGCGCACCCUCGCCACCAUCACGGGGGAGUACCACGCCCUGAUGCUCCUAACCUUCUACACGAUCCACAUCAUGGGCCUCGACGAAACCGACCCCCACACACCCAGCAGCAGCGCCUUCUCGACUUCCCAUCCCCCGCCGCCCGAGCACGUCGCCCCGCUCCUCCGGGUCCUCCCCUCGCUCCUCAAGGCGUACGCGUGCUCGCGCGCCGUCCCGCUCCUGCACUCCUGCAUGGCCGCGCUCGGCGGGGUCGGGUACCUCGUCAACGCCGAGACGGAGCACGCCAACGUGGCGCGCAUCUUCCGCGACGCCUGCGUCCUGCCCAUCUGGGAGGGCACCACCGACGUCCUGGCCUCGGACUCGCUGCGCGCCCUGCGCCACCCGCGCGACGGCCGCCGGAGCCUCGACGCCCUGGCCUGGCUCGUCGUCGAGCGCGGGGGUGGGGGCGCGCCGGAGGCGGUGCGGCGCGAGUGGCGGCGCGUCAGGGCCCAGAUUGAAGGGGGGGGUGGGCAGGCGCUGCUGGCGGAGGCGGGGGAUAUUGCGUUUCGCAUUGCUGAGAUUCUGAUGGCUGCACUGCUGGUGGUCGAUGCGCAGUCGGACGAUGGUCCUGAGGUGCGGACUAUGACGCGGCGGUAUCUGCGCAAGAGAGGUCUGGCUGGUCCUGAUUCGGAUGAGAAGGCCGUGGAGGGAUUGGAUGUUGACCAGGCUAUUGUGUAUGGCCGGGGGGCUGUUGAGCUGCAGGGAGGAGGCUCAAAGCUGUGA